Molecule: messenger RNA, 1434 nt
Organism: Serendipita indica DSM 11827
Lineage: Eukaryota; Fungi; Basidiomycota; Agaricomycetes; Sebacinales; Serendipitaceae
Source: the annotation of a GenBank genome assembly
AUGUCGCUCGUCGCGCUGCAGCAGUUGUGCGCGCGUGUACAAGCCCAAAGUAAAUGGCAUCUGCAGGGCUCGACUCCCAUAUUCAAACUCCUCUCGACAUCUUCAUGCGUCCGUGCCACGUCCAGCAAACAUGGAAAAGAUCAAAGCGAGACAAAAAGCAUAUGUGGAAUCGGUUGGGGAGAGACAAAGGCUCCUCGGUACCUCCAAGGGCCGACGGUCAUUGGACUCAAAAUUGUCGUACAAGCAAUGCAAGAGAUGGGCGAGCCGAUGCAUGGACACGAUAUUUUCAACUACAUUCAUAACAACGGACUCGGGAAAGAGUUCAGAAUACCUCCAGCGAGGCCGCUACCGUCAAACAUGGGACGAGGUAGUCUCUUCAAAUCCCAGCCACCUGAACCAAGUCAUCCUGAGCAUCCCGUGCGUUCACACAGAUAUAUGAAGACUGUCCUUCUCAAUGAAUUGGAAGUUCAUGGGCGUGUACGAAAGGUUCACAUUGAAACCGACAUUGAUCCCGCGAACCCACCAGAUCCAAACAGGACGCACAUUAAAGGCAACAAGAUUCAUGAAUGGAGAUGGGAGUUGGUAGCUCCAAAUGAUGGUCAGAUUCCCUGGGAGGAGCAAGAGAACAUUGAAAUGCGCAAGGCCGACAGACUAUGGCUGGAGAGCAUGAAGCGGCUUCAAGGCAACCAAGAUUCUGCAGAGAUGUUCGCCACAAGUAUCGGAGGCUCUCAAACGCAAGAACCAGGCUUUGCACACACCUCCAAGAGCGGUACAGCGAACGGGGAGCUCUUCGGAUGGGAAGGCGGGGAAGAUCUGACCAAGCGAACUAGGAAGAUAUUGGGUACGGAUUCAGAACAAGUCGCUGACUUGAGGUAUGGAAACCGCCUCGCGGCACGGUGGCGUGAGAUAACGACGCGGGGGCCCAACUUUCCACGACGUGGGGAAGCGAAAGGCGACUCUAGGUCGUACUGGAAGGACCCCGACGAGUCACAGAGACGGGAAGAGCAUAGAAUGAUGUUCAACACCAAACCAUUCAUGUUGAACUACAAUCCAGAAUUGUUCAAGGAUGGAGCACGGCCAGGAUUUAACAAGGACGAGCCAGCAUAUCGCCAAAGUCGACAAGGCAAGAACGACAUUCCUAUUGCACUGCGCGAUCCGCGGGCACGUCUAUCUGGAUUCAACUAUGGAUUACCCAAGCAGAAGCGCCUUCUCGCGGCGGCGAAUGCAAGAGGCUAUGAUCAACCAGAGUGGACAGAUCAACCACCACGAGACAUCACUCAUCUCUCGCGACGGCGCCAACGAACAAGACAAAAACAGACUCAGGAGAUGGCCAAAGAGUUUGUCGCGCAGGAUAGAUACGAGCGUCGAAUGGCAGCCCAGGCGGCAAGACUGCCCACCAAGAAAUCGGCGACACUGGAAGAGUCUGCGACAUAA